This is a messenger RNA of Phyllostomus discolor (pale spear-nosed bat), 6663 nucleotides long. RefSeq names its product BTB domain containing 7 (gene BTBD7). Gene Ontology annotation, biological process: regulation of branching involved in salivary gland morphogenesis; morphogenesis of a branching epithelium. NCBI's taxonomy places the organism in Eukaryota, Metazoa, Chordata, Mammalia, Chiroptera, Phyllostomidae. Gene Ontology annotation, molecular function: protein binding. Bases 1594 to 5028 code for a protein of 1144 amino acids. The transcript has 11 exons. The record is from RefSeq and is a predicted model, not a curated record.
AAAAAAUGACUUUCUUUAAAAAAAAUUAGGUGGGAAAGAGGGGAUACUAAUAGACUGACUUAUAUUAUGGAGAAAAUUAAAGGAGUUAAUCCAUGUAAAUGGCUGAAGAAUGGCUGGCUCAUAGUACUCAACUGAUGGGUGUUAUGAUAAUUACAGUAUUGUAAUCACAGCAUAUAUGUCUCUCUAGAUUUUUAUUCCUAUGAGAAGGUGAUAACAAACAUUUAAAUGCUAGCUGUAAGUUUUACACAUCAAAUUUAAGCAUUUAAAUAUAAGCCAAAACAGUUUGAUAAUUCUGGAAUCUGGGUAAUGGAAGUUUGGUAGCUCAGUAUACUGUUAUUCUCUUUUGUGUAUUUUUGAACAUUUUUAUGAUACAUUUUAAAAUCAGAAAUGUGAUGAUUUGAAAAAGAUGAUGCUAAGCAGUCCUGAAGUAAAGAAACCUGUUAGGCUGUAUUUAAUCCUACAUUUUUCAAAAUUUUGGGAAGAUUCUGGAAAUGCUGGCCCAGGGUUUUCUGAGGGGAGAGUUUGUUUUUGUUUUUUAAAAAAUUGUCAUAGGGUUGUUAAUCCUCUGUGUUUCAUUCAACAUGACCCCCACCCCAACCCCAGUGAGGCCUGCUGCAGUCAUUUAUGUUAAGCCAGUUACAGUAUGUCAUCGGGUUGAGAAUGGUGAAACUAGAAAAAGAACUUACCAGCCUUCUAGGGCCAUUGCACCCUGUGGGCCUUUUCUAGUCCCAUAGGCCCCUUUCCCCUUCCUUCCUUGUCACCCAAAAAUUGGAUUUCUUACUGUUUCACUUAGGAGACAGGCAAAGCUUGCCUGUAAUGAAAACAUCCCUGGAGAGAUUAGACCAUGAUUAACUCUCAUUUCCAGCAUGUAAAGGCAGCAGAUUAGGUUAAUAAAUAAAUAACAUAAUACAGGGUUUUGUUUGCCUAAGAAAUAAAUGAACUCAUUCCCUGAAGUUUUUGAGAAAUACAGCUUUAGUGCUAGAACUACACAGUCAAGGUUACCCCCAGGAUUUGGAAUUAGGGACACAGGGUACACUUAAUGGUCAUAUCUGAUUCAGAAAAAUCCCUCCCGCCAACUCUUUCCAAGGCCUUCGUUUCUUUUGGUGGUAGAGCCCCAGUAGGAGAUGUGAAUGUCACCCAGAUCAGGCCAUCUUGAAGGGGAUUCCCAGGGACUAGAAGCUACCAGGAAGAGACACUAUCCCUAAGUCCCAAAGACACUUUUAUUUCAAGCCACCCCUCCAUGACGAGACGCUGGCUGUCCCUGUGUUACUCAUUAUGGUGGCAAAUGGCCAAAGCAUCCUUACCUCAGCCUGUGACUUUCCUAGUGCUUGCUAGCUCUUCUGUGUCUCCAGUAGGACUAAGGAUGUCUUGUAACCCUUGUGACUGCUUUAAAUUAUCUAAUUGUGCCCCUCAUAAAAUUGAGCUUUCUUUUUUUUUUUUUUCUUUUAAGGUAUUUUUGAUGAGAUUUAAAUCUCUAAUGGACCAAUAAAUGGAUGAAAAGAGGCUGCUGGAUCCAGGGUUGAAAGUUCGCAAAGGCCUCUGGGAUUACACUCUGAAGAAUCAGCAGAUGGAAUGCCUGAGUGACUGAAGAAAAUGGGUGCUAAUGCAUCUAACUAUCCUCAUUCAUGUUCCCCAAGGGUCGGGGGGAAUUCUCAAGCCCAACAGACUUUUAUAGGGACAUCAUCCUAUUCUCAGCAAGGCUAUGGUUGUGAAUCCAAAUUAUAUAGCCUUGACCAUGGCCAUGAGAAACCACAAGACAAAAAAAAGAGAACCUCUGGCCUUGCCACCCUCAAAAAGAAGUUUAUUAAGCGUCGAAAAUCUAAUAGGUCUGCUGAUCACGCCAAGCAGAUGCGAGAACUCCUGUCUGGGUGGGACGUGAGAGAUGUCAAUGCAUUAGUGGAAGAAUAUGAGGGAACUUCAGCCUUAAAGGAGCUUUCUCUACAAGCCAGUUUGGCUAGACCAGAAGCUCGGACAUUGCAGAAAGAUAUGGCCGAUCUUUAUGAGUAUAAGUAUUGUACUGAUGUAGACUUAAUAUUUCAAGAAACUUGUUUUCCUGUUCAUCGUGCCAUUCUGGCAGCAAGGUGUCCGUUUUUUAAAACACUGCUUUCUUCCUCACCCGAGUAUGGGGCAGAGAUCGUAAUGGACAUCAACACAGCCGGUAUAGACAUGCCCAUGUUUUCUGCUUUGUUACACUACCUUUAUACUGGAGAGUUUGGGAUGGAGGACUCGAGGUUUCAAAAUGUCGAUAUCCUGGUUCAGCUUAGUGAAGAAUUUGGAACACCAAAUUCCCUUGAUGUAGAUAUGCGUGGACUUUUUGAUUACAUGUGUUAUUAUGAUGUUGUCCUUAGUUUUUCUUCAGACUCUGAACUGGUUGAAGCUUUUGGUGGAAAUCAGAACUGUUUGGAUGAAGAGCUCAAAGCUCACAAGGCUGUUAUUUCAGCACGGUCCCCAUUUUUUCGAAAUUUAUUACAAAGGAGGAUACGGACUGGUGAAGAAAUCACAGACCGAACUUUGAGGACUCCCACGAGAAUUAUAUUAGAUGAGUCCAUUAUACCAAAAAAAUAUGCAAAAGUUAUAUUACACUGUAUGUAUACCGACGUGGUGGACCUCUCCGUUUUGCACUGCAGCCCUUCCGUGGGGAGUCUCAGUGAAGUUCAGGCUCUCGUCGCGGGCAAACCGAACAUGACCAGGGCGGAAGAAGCCAUGGAGCUUUACCACAUAGCACUGUUCCUGGAAUUUAACAUGCUGGCACAAGGCUGUGAGGACAUCAUUGCUGAGAGCAUCUCGCUAGAUACCCUAAUUGCCAUCCUCAAGUGGAGCUCUCAUCCGUACGGCUCUAAAUGGGUGCACCGGCAAGCUUUGCAUUUCCUUUGUGAGGAGUUCUCCCAGAUCAUGACUUCGGAUGUUUUUUAUGAACUCAGCAAAGACCAUCUGCUUACUGCUAUCCAGUCUGACUACCUGCAGGCAAGUGAACAAGAUAUCCUUAAAUAUCUGAUUAAAUGGGGUGAGCACCAGCUGAUGAAAAGAAUAGCAGACAGAGAGCCAAACUUGCUGAGCGGCACUGCUCACAGCAUGAACAAACGAGGCGUGAAAAGACGAGACCUGGACAUUGAAGAGCUUCGAGAGAUCCUUUCUCCUCUCCUGCCUUUUGUGCGAACUGAACACAUUUUACCUAUAAACAGUGAAGUCCUAGGUGAUGCAGUAAGUCUGUCCUCAUUGACCCCUUUCAUGAAAAGAAAAUGCACUAGAAAUACAAAAAGAGGCUUGAUCAGUACCCCUCCAUCAGAUAUGCUUCCUGCGUCAGAAGGUGGAAAGUCGAACGCCUGGUUGCGGCAAAAAAACGCUGGAAUAUAUGUCCGCCCUCGCCUGUUUUCUCCCUAUGUUGAGGAAGCAAAGUCAGUGCUAGACGAGAUGAUGGUGGAACAAACAGAUCUCGUGCGCUUGAGGAUGGUUAGGAUGUCCAACGUGCCAGACACACUUUACAUGGUCAGUAAUGCCGUGCCACAGUGCUGCCACAUGAUCAGCCACCAGCAGAUCAGCAGUAACCAGUCGAGCCCCCCUUCGGUGGUAGCCAAUGAAAUUCCAGUUCCUGGUCUCCUCACUCUGAAAGACAUGGUCCGACGCCUGCAGGAGCUCCGGCACACUGAGCAGGUGCAGAGAGCCUACGCACUGAACUGCGGAGAAGGCGCCACGGUCAGCUACGAAAUCCAGAUUCGAGUGCUGAGGGAGUUCGGUCUCGCCGAUGCUGCUGCAGAGCUCCUGCAGAAUCCUCACAAGUUCUUUCCCGAUGAACGUUUUGGGGAUGAAAGUCCGCUCUUGACAAUGAGACAGUCUGGGAGAUGUCGCGUUAACAGUACCCCCGCUGCAGAAACCAUGUUUACAGAUCUGGACUCUUUCGUGGCCUUCCACCCACCCCUGCCCCCUCCGCCGCCCCCAUACCAGCCCCCAGCCACCCCCAUCCAUAACCAACUCAGAGCGGGCUGGAAGCCAAGACCUCCCACUCAGCAUCCUUCACGCUCACUUUCCUAUCCCUGCAAUCAUUCCCUGUUUCACUCGAGGACGGCUUCCAAAGCUGGCCCCCCUCCAGUCUAUCUGCCAGGUGUUAAAGCUGCUGCCCCCGACUGUACCAGCGCCGCCGGACUGGGGAGACCGACGGUGGCCGCUGCCGCCACCGCCUCAGCCUCCGCAGCGACAGCAUCUGAGAAACAAGCGUGUGCACAGCCUGUACUAAAUGACCUAAUGCCAGACAUUGCCAUGGGUGUGUCCACACUGUCACUCAAGGACAGGAGGCUUCCAGAACUUGCCGUAGACACAGAACUAAGCCAGUCAGUCUCUGAAGCAGGACCAGGGCCUCCCCAGCAUCUGUCAUGUAUCCCACAGAGGCACACACACACGUCUCGGAAGAAACACACACUAGAGCAAAAACCAGAUGCUCGAGAAAAUCCGCAGGAAUACCCCGAUUUCUAUGACUUCUCCAGUGCCGCUUGCAGACCUUCUCCUCCCGCUCCCGGCAGACGCACCCCCUCCCCCUCGCACGGUGGAUAUUUUGGUCCUGAUUUGUAUAGCCACAAUAAGGCAUCACCGAGUGGCUUGAAGUCAGCCUACCUACCUGGCCAGACCUCUCCUAAGAAGCAGGAAGAAGCUAGGAGAGAAUAUCCACUUUCUCCCGAUGGGCAUCCACACAAGCAAAAGAACGAGCCAAUACACCUCGACAUUGUUGAGCAACCUCCCCAGCGGCCAGACUUGCCUCUGGCGGCCCCAGAAAACGCUGGCAGCGGCCCAGCGCAUGUCAGGGGGCGAACAGCAGUAGAAACUGACUUGACUUUUGGGCUCACUCCUAACAGACCUUCACAUUCUGCAGGUAACUCUGAAGCUCCAGAAGAGAGAUCCGGUAGAAGACUAGCAGACAGCGAGCCCCUGGGCCUUGGAGCCCAGCGAAACCCAGAUUUGGAAAGGGAAGAUUCAGUAAACAGAGGAAGGAGGUCACCGAGCAAACCAGACUUCCUCUACAAAAAGUCUGCCCUCUGAGCGCAACCUCCACGUCGUCUGUGCCUGAGAUGUGAAACAUCCCCCUUUCUGGUGUAACCCAGUAACUUAAGAGACCGGUUUAUUGAUGCCAGCUGAUAACUCAGUUUCACAUUAUUUUAUUCUGGGUUUUGUACAUACAUGUUUAUUAGACACGGCAUGCCGAGAGGGUUGUUUUGAAUGCUGCAUUUGUCCGUUUUGUGUUUGAGUAAUUGUGUGGGGAAGCAUUUUUAAGAGCAAGCAAGCUGGCACUUUCUUUUCUUCUUUACAGACAAUGGAGUUUUUUUGCACUUGUACAUUUAUUUUAUCUGUAUUGAUUUUGUAUCAGUAUGUUAAACUUUAUUGCCACAUUUAAAGGACUGUAUUUUCAUACUUUUUGCAUUUUACUGCUCAUCUACCAAUUUCCACGUGCACUGGAGUGCACACUAAGAUGUAUUUUCUUACGAAAUAGUUCUGUUUAUUUUUUAAUUAUAGAAAUUCCAAAGAACAGCACAUCAAAAUGCUCCUCUCUUCUCAGUAAUUGUUUCGGUUCAGAACCUUCCCGCUCUGUCUCUGUGUAAUGUUGCCAUCCUUUCUGAGGAAGCCUCGGGAGCCGGUCUUCCUUCCUCCGGCGGGAGCCCGCCAGCGUCCUGGAGUCCCCGGUUCCGCGGACAACAGGAAGGAGACGAGCCUUCGGUUCCCGGGCCAGGGAGCUGUCGCUGAGUUCACGGCGUGGACGCUGUCAGACCCGCUGCAGGUUCCGGCCGUGUGGGCUGGGGCGUCAGCCGACGGGAGUCUAACGGGCUCGGAUUUCUUUGUGGCCAGAAUCACGGAGCUGGAGGUGGCGGAGUGACUCGCGGUCCCCACCACCGUGGGGUUUCCGGUUCUGAGCGUCGCCGGCGUCCAGCUGCCGUCCAGCUGCCGUGGGGAGGGACCCUCACCGCCUUCAGCCGCCUGCUCUCGGGGCGGGGGAAACAAAACACAAACUAAAGGGCUUCAGUCUUACGGAUGUCGUUCGGUGUUUGUAAGCGCACGUUUUCUUACGAAUGUUUUCUAAAGUGUGUCUGAAUUUUGGCGUCCUAUAAAAAGUCGUGUAAUGCAUAACGCUUUGUCACCAAAAGAGAAAACCCAUUGUUUUCCAGUGGAACACUACACGUCCUACUUGAACUCCACUCGGGACGCUGGUUUGGGGUUUUUCUGAACCACUGAGCACAUGGGAUCUUUUAAGGUCCUCUCCCUUGGAAGGGCAAUGUGUGAGCUAAGGACUUCUUUUCUUACUCUCCGGUGUAAAUAUAUUAGCAUUUGAGUUUUUGAAUCACUUCAGCAUUGUGUGAGCUCUCACUUUGUAUUUGUACAGACACAUGACACACAGCCGUAGCACUUAGAGGGAAAGAGACUCUCUGCACGCUCCCUCGCGGGAGGGGUGCUUGGGAGCCUCCUCCCUGUGUGUGUGUGUGUGUGUAUAUAGAUACAUAGAUAAACUAUGAAUCACUGACACUCUUAAAACUAUGCAGGGCUAGGGAGCCUUUACAAGCUACCAUAUAAAUUAAUUACAUGCACUUUUAAGUCGGUAGGUGUCUCUUGGGUAUCAACAACUCUGAUUUCUCCUGAAACUGUAGAUCCUCUUACAGUCUUUUCGUACUUUACCCUGUGGAUAUA